AUGGCAGUAUCUACACGGGUCAUCUGCAGGGCCCAGCAUCCUGCUACUGAGACCCAGGCCCGUCUGCCGCCUUUCCCAGCCGCUGAAAGCUGCGUCACAAACCUCCCUGGGCUCCAGCGAGGCAUGGAGAAAGCUGCUGAGCUGAGCGCCGCCUCAGGUGAGGAAGCCUUAGCUUUGAGGCCGAAGCCCACGUUGCUGCAAGUUAGGGACAAGGGCGACGUCACUCUGAAGCAGUGGAAAACUCGGCAGCUGGAGCACCUGACAGAGGAAUUGAAAGCAGAGUUGCAGGAGGCCCGGCUGCAGCAAGUCAGAGACCUGGAGCGCCUCUACCUGGCCCGUCUGCUGGACGAGGCGGCAGGGCGGCGGGCCGUGGGAAAUGACCUUGACUUGGAGGAGCCCGUCCACCGAGGAACAGCAAGAUCCCUGAGGACUAAGGAGAGACAAAGAAUAGCUAUGAGAGAAGAGAGGGCCCACAGAGAAGAGCCAUCCAGGCAACAAGCCUGGCACCCCAAGUCUCGGAAGAAAGCGGCAGGCUCAGAGCGACGAGCCUCCAAAGCCCGGGGCUCGAACCCCUCUGAGAAGGUCAGAGGGAAGCGGGCGCCUCUGAGCAAGACUGGUGGCGGCUACCAACCUGUGGGCCCUCGAAUGGGCAGAGGGACAGACCUGGCAAAGCUGAACCCACUCUUAGCUGGCUCAGGAGAAACUAAGUACAAGGAGGAAGCACAGAAGGAAGCAGCCCGGGAGGGGAGGAGACAGGUAGGGAAGGGAACCUCGCAUUUGCUUCAAGACCCGAACCACAGCUCCAGCAGCCAGAGUUCACAGGGCAAAGUAAGUAACCAAGAAGAGCUGUGGCCCCCCGACUCCCCCUACAAACAGGGGUCUGCAUCCCCGGGGUCUCUACGCAAACCUGGGGACAAGAAUCAGUUGCAAAGGGAGAUCGAGUCUGCCUUCGAAGAGCUGUUCAAUACCAACAGAAAGCUGAAGAAACACCUCAGCUUGCAUCUGGAACAGAGGCUCAAGGUGGACCAAACCCCUGAUGAGCAGCAGAGUGUGUCAGAGCUGCAAGGACAGGGCAGUGACCCGCUGAGGGAGGAGAACGUAGGAGAGACAGACACAGCACCUGCCGAGGAGACCGGGAGGUCCCUGGAAGCAGAGGUCUCCAAAAAAUGGUCCGAGAACAAUUUGAAGCAGUUGCUAAGUGAGACUGAGUACCCCAGAUACCAACAGAUGUCCAAGUGCACCUUGAAGAGGGAAUGCCUGACGCCCAUAGCCGAAAUGGACAUUCCCAGCAACGAAGAGGACUUGCUGUCGCUGAACCCCGAGACAGGAUGUGAGCCCCCCAAAGUGACCUCGCUGGCGGAGGAAACCCUUGAGCCCCACCUGCAGAAACAGGUGGACCUAUCAGACUGGGUGGCUUCGAGGCUGAAGCAGAAGACUGAGCUGGAGCAGAGAAGGCAAAAGGCUCUGUUGGGGCUGACGGAACACCCAGACAUGAGCCUGGAAAUCCACUACAAGGCCGAGCUGGAGGAAGAGCGCAAGGCACGCAGGAAGAUGCGGCUGGCGCUUCUGAAGUCCUACCCCACGGGCACGCAGAGCCUGGAUCGGAGUUCCGAGCUCAGAACCACCUCCCUCCUGGACAGCGACCUCCUCCAAGAGGAGGACAAGCAGAAUCAGAUGAUCCGUGACCUUCAGCAGCAGAUUUUAGAAAAAAACAACUUACACAAGCAGUUUCUGGAAAAAGCCAGGAAACGCUUGCAAGAGUUUCAGAACUCAUUUUAA
Messenger RNA from Jaculus jaculus (lesser Egyptian jerboa), 1779 nucleotides. It is a transcript of the gene Cep295nl, whose product is annotated as CEP295 N-terminal like. NCBI's taxonomy places the organism in Eukaryota, Metazoa, Chordata, Mammalia, Rodentia, Dipodidae. The transcript has 2 exons. The record is from RefSeq and is a predicted model, not a curated record. Gene Ontology annotation, biological process: regulation of centriole replication. Bases 1 to 1779 code for a protein of 592 amino acids. Gene Ontology annotation, cellular component: cytosol; centrosome; centriole.